AUGACGUCUACGUCUACGGGGUCAUGUGCUCGUGCACCCACUCGUCAAUUGCGCUCGCACCGUAUCAUCGCCCGGGUCUGAUUCAAACAAGACUCGCUUGGGCCCUCGACACCGUACUGAAUCGCCUUUGCUGCCCCCCUUCGACGCCACAGGUUCGCCAUCGUCGUGCCCGGUCGAGCGGUACACCAAGCCAUCGCCGUACCCGACACCCCCGGCCAAUUCGCCAUCAGCCUCGACGACGCCGACGCGCUCAAUCACAUCUGCGUGUUCCAAACAGGUCAGUCAUAAUAAGCCUCGGAUGCUAUACAAGGAAUUCGCGCUCAUUCUACCAUUUGAUGACAUCAGCUCCUUUACCGGAAGGGUAUGGGUGUACCUUGCACUUUGAUCCGGGCAAGUGAGUCACGACAAGAUGCUGGGUUUUCCCCACCGACUUCUUGGUGAACCUGCCUACUGACGCUGGGAUCCUCUCUCUUUUAACUUUUAUACAGAGGACGAGGAUGGUCUCUGAUCGGAGGGUGAGUCCAGUGAGACUACGCAACGCAUUCACACCUACCCGCCGCCGGGGCUCGGCGCUCAGAAGAUCCCCACUUAACCCUCCCCCACAUCCGACCCUUUCGCCAGUCUGACGAACGACAAACCUUCGGCCAUCUUCCGACUCCGAGGGAACCUCAUCCCUUCCUCCUCCUCCUCGACUCUCUCCGCCCCGACCUUCUCUCCCCCGACCUCAACCACCUCGGCAACGCUAGGUAUCCUCUGCGAACCGUUGGCAGCCGUACAAGCCCACCUAGCUCAACUGCCCACUUCCAGCGCGAAUUCUAACGUAGGAGCGGGUGCACUCGUCGUCAAAGAUCCGAUGACGAACCCUACGACCUUGGCCAUGUUGGUCGCCAAGAAUAUGUACAACGCUAUCGCCGGUUUCGCGCAACAAGUUCCGGGAACGACGACGUACGCCGUCGAACUGGGCGUCGUAGAAAAGUGGUAUUUGUGAGUGUAACUUGGGGCAGCGUAUCUUUUCCACCCGGGGCACAAAAGUUUUUGAUCAUUUUCACUUUUGGGGGAUUGGUUUUCGCGUACAGUCGCUUCGUUGAAAAAAUUAAAGCCGCCGGCGUCGGCUUCCUUCAACAACAGGACUGA
Molecule: messenger RNA, 1134 nt
Organism: Microbotryum saponariae
Lineage: Eukaryota; Fungi; Basidiomycota; Microbotryomycetes; Microbotryales; Microbotryaceae
Source: the annotation of a GenBank genome assembly